Molecule: messenger RNA, 1122 nt
Organism: Betta splendens (Siamese fighting fish)
Lineage: Eukaryota; Metazoa; Chordata; Actinopteri; Anabantiformes; Osphronemidae
Gene: yrdc
Product: yrdC N(6)-threonylcarbamoyltransferase domain containing
Exons: 6
Coding region: 1-924 (307 amino acids)
Biological process (GO): regulation of translational fidelity
Cellular component (GO): cytoplasm
Molecular function (GO): tRNA binding; double-stranded RNA binding; nucleotidyltransferase activity
Source: RefSeq, a predicted model, not a curated record
AUGAAUAGCGAUGUUCUGCUACUUCUGGCACUCGACCCGGAAGUUCCGCCUUCACUUCGGCUAUGGCUGCUCCGUGUGCUGCAACACGCCGUGUGGCAGCGAAGUGACAGCAGCUCUCAGUUGAUGAGGCGUGUUCGUGGCAUCGCCGCUGUGUUAGCCGCGUCCACUACAUCUUACAGUUCGGCUGCGGUCCGUCGGCUCCGGGCAGAGAUGUGCAAGGAGCUGAAGACGCGGGUGCUGCGGCUGUUGGCUCCGGCGGCCACCGGGGCGGCGGAGCUGCAGAGCGGCCACACAGACGGUGCUGAAAUCUUAAAGUGCGCUGCUAAGGCUCUGAAGGAAGGUCACGUCGUCGCCGUGCCCACUGACACCAUCUAUGGUCUGGCGUGCCUGGCCCAGAACUCUGACGCCGUCAGAAGAAUAUACAGCAUCAAAGGCCGAAAUGGGCAGAAACCACUGGCGAUCUGUGUGGGAGAAAUCCAGGAUAUCUACAGGUAUUGUAAAGUGAAGGUAAAGGAGGAGCUGUUAGCAGAUCUGCUGCCUGGUCCUGUCACUCUGGUGUUUGAAAGGUCUGAAGUCCUGAACACAGAUCUCAACCCAUUCACCCCGCUCGUGGGCGUACGAAUCCCGGACCACGCCUUCAUGAGGCAGCUUUGCCAGAUGUGUGGGGAGCCGCUCGCACUGACCAGCGCCAACAUCAGCUCGCACACAAGCACUGUAGAAGUACAUGAGUUCCAGGAGCUCUGGCCCAGACUAGCUGUGGUGGUGGACGGCGGACCCAUAGGAGACCAGAGCCGCCUCGGAUCAACCGUGGUCGACUUGUCGGUUCCUGACAGAUAUCGCAUCAUCAGACCCGGCUGUGCCCUUUCGUCGACCGUCGACCUGGUGGAGCACAAACACGGACUGUCUGUGCAGUUGGAGGAAUGAGGCUCGACACAACGCAUGCUGAGACGCACAAGCAUCUAUAGGACCCAGACACAACCUUGGGACCUCAAGUCUUAAAGGCCAGGCUGAUUUUUGUUCAGGUGACUAAAGGGUCUGAAGUUUUUGAUGUAUUUUUAUGUACAAACCUUUUUAUUGUUUAAGUUUGACUCAUUGUUUAUUAAAUUAUGAAUCUCAUAGAAA